Messenger RNA from Colletotrichum lupini, 2586 nucleotides. RefSeq lists its product as uncharacterized. The coding region runs from base 1 to 2586 and encodes 861 amino acids. Gene Ontology annotation, biological process: regulation of transcription by RNA polymerase II. Lineage: Eukaryota; Fungi; Ascomycota; Sordariomycetes; Glomerellales; Glomerellaceae. Gene Ontology annotation, molecular function: zinc ion binding; DNA-binding transcription factor activity, RNA polymerase II-specific. The transcript has 9 exons. The record is from RefSeq and is a predicted model, not a curated record.
AUGCGUAGCUGGAGUUUUACCCGGUUAAGAGGUACCUCUGGUAUCACUGUGGAGUCUGAGUUGACAAUUCGCCGCAACUCGAUUCGGUUAGUGUGGAGGGCAGGCUGCACAGCCCGCAGCCCGCAGCUCACGGCCCACGGCCGCAAAUACAAGAAAGAAAGAAUCAAAACUUGUGACUUUGACACCGUUCCCCGACCCCCAGCCUCCCCCGACGCCGAUAUUAACACACCUCGUCACCUUGACUGCAACAACCUGGAUGUUACAACCAGCCCGGCGUUCAACUCGACUUCUCCCAACCUUACCUUGAUUGCUCUUCCUUGCUUCAACUCAAACCCUACCUUCUCUUAUUUGCCUCCACUGCUUACACCUCACAAAAGGCACUUGCACCCAGCACUGCCAGUACUUUGGUCCAAGCUUUGGGCCUGCGCAAACGCAACACGCAUAUCCCCGGGCCCCCGGUCCCUCGAACCCCGAAUCGUCAAUCUCCACAACUACAACUUAGCCAGUCUACCCCGAAACUUCGACACCAUCAUUCACUUCAUUUCUUUUCUUCCUUCCAUUCCCAUCUGCCUCAUUCAACUGCCCUUGGCGCCUGUCAACACCUUAAAGACAACCCCGCCCCCAGCUUUCUUCAACACUUGCACCACGUCAAUAAGAUUGCCUUCCUGUUAUGCUCCUCGGCCCCUUAUAUUUGAGCCCCCACGAGACACAGACGUCGACGUCAACAUUGACCCCCCAGUUGACGACACAGUGGGACCCCGCCGACCUGAUCACUGCUUUGGCACCCAAUCGUCAACAUCCUCAACUGUCGCCAACAUGCCUCCGAGAAGAUCACACAAAAAGUCGAGAGCCGGCUGCAAGCGUUGCAAGUCGCGCAAGAUCAAGUGCGAUGAAGUCCACCCAAGGUGCGGCAACUGCCUCAAGCACGGCGUGCCGUGCGACUUCGAGAACCCCGACAUGUUCGACGAACUCCUCACCGCCCUCACACCCUCGAAUACCCAAUCGUCACAGUCUCCCAUUGACAGAGCCUCGUCCACAGCACCAUCCCCAUCAGCACACCGGGCAAAGACUCCCUCUUUUUCUGGCUCACCACCUGCCAUGAACUGCUCACCGCUCUACACCACUCCUUCUACUGCUGCCGUAUCUGCCACGACGACACCUAAUAAUCGACUUCUCGAGUUACGGUUGAUGCACCAAUUCACUUCCAUGACCUCCCGUACGCUAGUGGUGAACACACCCGCCACGCAGGAUAUUUGGACAAACACGGUUCCGAGGCUGGCCUUCGGCGGUGCCACCUACCUGGCGGAUGCUAUGCUUGCCGUUGCUGCAUUACACCUGCGCUCUUUCAAUCCAGACGACAGGGCCCUCAUCAGAGCAUCUCAUUCGUACAUGGCAUCUUCGCUAGCGGCAUAUUGCACAACUUUGCAAAACGGCAUUACUGAGGCCAACGCAGAGUCUCUCUUCCUCACAGCAGCUCUGAUUGCUUUCCAGUCAACAGCUACACGAAUCUUUAUCCGCGACGAAGCCGACCCGAGCGACCCUUCAAGCGCCUAUUCUCUACCACUUUCUUGGUUCCACGCUUUCCAGGGUGUCAAAACGGUCGUGGCAACAUCUUGGCCUUGGAUUCGCAAUAGCGGCGUUGUCAUUCCCAUCAUCGACUCGCAACCCGUCCUCCAGCUGGAUCUCGAUGCGACCUCGCCCACCUCUUUCUUUGGAAAGUUGCUCGACAACUUGGACGAGGAGCUUCAAACCGAAGACACUCUUAUGGCUAUGUCAACUAGGCAAUCGUACCAGCAUGCUAUCGCCGUUCUCAACUGGGCACACAAAUUGCCUCAUCGCGGUGCCGCCCUCGCUUUCCCCGCCACCGUGUCAAAGCGCUUCAUUGAAUUGCUAGAAGAGCGUCGACCUCGCGCCCUGACAAUUCUUGCUUGCUUCUUCGCGCUGCUGAAAGGAUUCGAGUCAGCAGUGUGGUGGCUAGAUGGUGUUGCUCGGAGAGAAGUCAUGGGCAUUGUCUCCCAGUUUGAAGCCACAAGCCCUUGGUGGGAGCAUCUUGAGUGGCCCGUGCGGAUUGCACUCUACAAGAACACCAUCAUUCCACCAGAAGUCUGGGGUUCAGACUGGGUUACCGAGGAAAGCAAGGCAGAAAAGGGCCACAACAUGACUGCCGAGUCCUUUGUGAACCACAUCGAAAUUCUGACUGGUGUUUUUCAAAAAGCACAGCAAAUCCCGGUGACGGGCAUCACAGUCCCGGCGAACGCAGUAUUGGCCGAUCUUGACGGCGCGAGAAGUGUACAUAAGAAUGGAAUGGUAGGAGUCACGGAUAGUAGGAGUUUCAUGUGGCAAGGCUGCGGGCCGUUCAGAGGAAAGGACGAGACGAGGAUCUAUCAUCAUCACAACACAUAUGGGUCAGGAUUUUAUGAGGGACUGUGGUCAAGCAUUUUCGCGGGAAUGGAUGGGACAGCUCAGGCAGAGCAUAUCUUUGACACAUUUCUAGCAUAUGAAUUUGAUGACAUCACGGAUUGGACUUUUUUGAGAAAUGGAAACAAGGCCGGACAAGUUUUCCCUGUGACGAGGGACCACCCCUGA